Molecule: messenger RNA, 596 nt
Organism: Cicer arietinum (chickpea)
Lineage: Eukaryota; Viridiplantae; Streptophyta; Magnoliopsida; Fabales; Fabaceae
Source: RefSeq, a predicted model, not a curated record
AAAAAAAAAAGAAAAAAAGAAUAGUGACGGCGCAUCUGUGAAGCAAAAUACACUAAUCUUCUUUGUCCUGCAGAUCUAAGAUCUUCAAGAAAGCAAAUUUGACAACAAUGAAUAACCAAGGUCGAAGUGAAGGAAGUAAUGAGAAGCAUGCAAACACACAUGAUGUUGAAGAACAAUCUCCUACAAGGCCAGUGAAUUAUGCUCCUAAUUCAGAACUAAGAGCAACAAUAGAAACUCGGGUUCAAAUUGCUUUGGAGCGUCAGCGCACCGGUCAACCUCUGACUUUCGAGGAUGUCAUGGCCCUCGACUACGAAGAUGCUUUACGUCAUCUUCGACUUCAACAACAAAAUCAAAGCCAAAAUGAUCAGCAGAAACAAGAAGAAGACAACAAGAAUAACAACAAUAGCAACAACAACAAUUGAAGAUGGAGUGAAGAAGAGAUUAUGGAGAAUAUUGUACUUUGGAAUUGAGGAUAAUUGUUCACUAUCGACCCAUAAAACUUUUCUAGAAUACUUUAUUGUUUAUGGGUGCAAUUAUAUUAUCUUUUUUAGUUGGUAAUAGUUUACUAUUCAAAGCAUGGUUAUAUAACUUGGGUA